AUGGCUGUCACUUUCAGUGCAAAUGUCGGCGCACAGGACCUCGCUGAUAUACUGCCGACCGGCAUUGCGGUCCUCAAUCAUGAAGACGAGUCAAUCUUUGUGAACCGACGUUUCCGGGAAUUGAUGACUUGUCAACGCGCCGAGUCAUUUAAAUGUUGGUCGCAAUCGAUUCAUUCGGAGGACUACGACAGAGUGGCAGAUGCUUAUCUUAAAGCCUUAAAGGCUAAGCACGCCCUACGCAUCGAGUACCGAACACGCAGUCAGAGCUCUCUAUGGCGUGCGUUGAUGUUGUCCCCGCUGGAUGAAACGGAUGUGCGACGGUUUAAAUUAGGUGAUGAAGGGGGAUUCAUUUGCACUAUCGCAGAUAUCACUUUGGAAAAGACAGCGGAGCUUGUCCAGGAAAGUCUUGCGCGAGAGGCACAAGAGCGAAAGCAGCAGCAGGAACGGUUCAUUGAUAUGAUCAGCCACGAAGUCCGAAAUCCUCUUUCUGCUAUUCUUCUUUGCACAGAGGACAUACUUCAAGCAGUGAAAGACCAUGGGACUAGUGGAAUGCCCCUAGCAGAAAUUGCACAGGCAGCGGAAACCAUAAGUUUAUGCGUUUCGCACCAAAAGAGAAUAGUCGACGAUGUUCUCAUAUUCUCAAAGCUGGACGCAUCAAUGUUAUCCCUGUCCCCACGAAGAGUUCAACCAAAACGACAGCUGGCGAAGCCACUCUCUAUAUUUCGGCCUGAGCUUCGAAAGCAAGAUAUCAAGUUCGAAUACAAGAUUGACAAUUCUUAUAGCGAUUGUGGGAUUGAAUGGGUAUUGGCAGAUCUCAACCGAAUGGGCCAGGUCCUCAUCAAUCUGGUUUCUAACGCAAUCAAAUUCACCGCUACGGCUCAACAAAAGAGGGAAAUUAGAGUCUCCAUGGGUGCCUCUCAUGAGCGACCGCCAUCGUAUCCUCCAAACGUCGUGUUCUUUGAUUCUGGAGAAAAGGCGCUUCGCCUGGAUGCUACCACUAAACCGGAGUGGGGAGAUGGCCAAGUGGCGUAUGUUCUGGUGGCGGUGAAGGAUACAGGAAUCGGCAUUAGCGACGAGGCUCAAAAACAACUCUUUAAAAGAUUCAAUCAAGCAACACCAAAAACGGAGAGCAUGUACGGGGGUUCUGGUCUGGGCCUUAAUGUGAGCAGAAAGCUCUGUCACUUGCACGGUGGAGAGAUUGGCGUGAGUUCUAUGGAAGGACAAGGGAGUACCUUCGGUUUCUUUUUCAGGGUUCGGCAAGAUUCUGAGCCUCCUGGUAAUGAGUCCCCCGAGGUUGACGACUUCUGGAUAGAGAGUUUGACCAGUGGCGUCAAAGCACUGAGCAAUGAAGUUACUGGAAUUAAUGAACAGACAAGGCCUCCAGAAAUUUCAGGAAAUCCGACUAUCACUCACAUUCAAGAGAUAGCGCCCGGUGCUGCGAGCGACGAAAAGUACCUUCAUACCUCAGAAAUUGCCCGCCAGGUUGGACCUGAUGCGUCUACUGCGAAUGACGAACAAAGCCUGCGUUCUGAGAGCGAGAAAUCCCAACCAGCUAAUGACCAAAUGGCGUUCACCGUUUCUGGUUUGAGCUCUGAGACCAAUAAACAUCUGCACAUUCUUGUGGUGGAAGACAAUUCCAUCAAUCUGCGCAUCGUUUCCCGGAAGCUGCGAUCUCUGGGAUUUCAUGUAUCUGAGGCAAAGAACGGCCAAGAAGCCGUAGCUGCUGUCCGACAUGAUAAGUUCGACUGUAUACUUAUGGACCAGGAAAUGCCUGUGAUGGAUGGCAAAUCCGCGACCAUAGCAAUUCGGAAGCUUGAGCAAGAAGGUAUCGCGCGAACACCUAUCCUUGGAGUGACUGCGAAUGUCAGAGCCGAUCAGCAAGCAGAUAUGCUGAAAGCUGGUAUGGAUGAUAUAAUCCAUAAGCCAUAUCGAUCAAACGACCUGUUCGAAAAGAUAAAUCAAUUAGUGGUACUCAGGCAAAGGGAAUGA
This is a messenger RNA of Penicillium atrosanguineum, 1989 nucleotides long. RefSeq names its product hybrid sensor histidine kinase/response regulator. The record is from RefSeq and is a predicted model, not a curated record. Bases 1 to 1989 code for a protein of 662 amino acids. Lineage: Eukaryota; Fungi; Ascomycota; Eurotiomycetes; Eurotiales; Aspergillaceae. Gene Ontology annotation, molecular function: phosphorelay sensor kinase activity. The transcript has a single exon. Gene Ontology annotation, biological process: phosphorylation; phosphorelay signal transduction system.